AUGCCUACCGCCAAAGACCCUGAGCUCGCAAAGAACGACCUGGAGAUCACAUCGUCCCUCUCGUCGUCGAAACACGCCGGCGCCCCGGUCCCUCGCGAAGGCACAACCCAACACCUGCCCAACUACGAGCACGAAAAGGCACUGACAUGGAAAUUUGACCUGCGCAUCCUGCCUAUGCUUGCGAUUAUGUAUUUUUCGAAUGCAUUAGAUAAAGGCAAUAUAGGCAACGCCAAAACUGAUCAUAUGGAUAAAGAUUUGGGGUUUGUGGGCAACCAAUAUAACACUAUGUUGAGUAUCUUCUACGUUCCGUAUGUUAUAUUUGCGCCGCCGAUUGGUAUGCUGGGAAAGAAGUAUGGUCCGCAUCGUGUACUGCCGAUUAUGAUGUUUUGUUUUGGGAGUGCGACGCUGCUGGCUGCCAGUGUGAAGAACUGGGGCAGCCUUAUGGCUUUACGGUGGUUUUUAGGUAUGGCUGAAUCUGCCUUCUUCCCUCUAGUCAUUUAUUAUUUGACUACAUUUUAUCGAAGGGGCGAGCUGGCACGAAGGCUUGCCAUCUUCUACGCUGCAUCCAAUAUCGCCAAUGCUUUCAGUGGACUUCUAGCCUUUGGUGUGUUCCAAAUAGAAUCGAAGCUCGACUCGUGGCGCUACCUUUUCAUCAUUGAAGGAUCUCUGACCGUCUGCUUCUCUUUUUUCGCAUACUGGUACCUCCCAAAGAAUGCAUAUGAGGCUGGAUUCCUCAACGAAGCCGAAAAACAGCUCGCCUAUACGCGUAUUCAGAUCGACUCUUCCUCAGUUGUCGGCGAAAAAUUCAACCUGAAAAAGGCACUGGGUAUCUUCAAAGAGCCCUCCACGUACGGCUUCCUCGUCAUCGAGGUAUGCCUCGGCGUCCCGCUGCAAUCCGUCUCGCUCUUCCUUCCCCAAAUUGUGCAGCGUCUCGGAUACGACAGGAUCAAAACCAAUCUCUACACGGUCGCGCCAAACAUCAUCGGGGCCUGUGUAUUGCUGAUCCUUGCUUUUACAUCCGAUUACACCCGGCUCCGCUUCCCCUUCAUCGCACUCGGCUUUCUGCUCACGUUUAUCGGCUUCAUCAUCUUCGCAACAAUCGACGUUGAGCACUCCCUCCGCGUCGCCUACUUCGCCUGCUUCAUGAUGACUUGGGGCACUUCCGCGCCCUCGGUCCUGCUCUCAACAUGGUACAACAAUAACGUCGCGGACGAGAACAAGCGCGUAACACUAACGUCUGUUGGUGUACCCUUGGCGAACCUGAUGGGUGUCGUUAGCUCGAACAUCUUCAGACCGCAGGAUGCCCCGAAAUAUAUCCCGGCGCUGGCAACUACGGCAGCGUUUGGUGCGACGGGGUCUGUCUGCGCAUUGCUUUUGGGGACGUAUAUGGUGAUUGAUAACAAGAGGAGGAAUACCAAGCAAGGUGUGAAUCUUACUGCUCAGGACGUAUCUACGGAGAAAUUGAGAGAUGGGCCGAGGAACGGGGAGUUCAGCCACAGCCCAAGCUUGAAAUGCACCGUUGGUUUCCUCUGGAGCUCCGACGGAGCUCGACUCACCCUUGUCAUGGCGGUCAAAGCCGCAGUUCCGUUUCUGGUGGCUAUGAUGCUUUUGACAGGUGUUUGCAAUACUCUGUUGACCAAGUAUCAAGACAUGCAAUGCGUGAACAACUGCGAUGCUCCCUCGCCCAAGUACCGCGACCAUUUCGAGCAGCCCGUCCUCCAGACUCUACAAAUGUUCAUUGGCGAGAUGGGUUGCUGGCUCGUCAUCGGCCUGUUCAGUCUGUACCAACGAUAUGCGAGCCGCAGGGCAGGCUACGAAGCUAUCCCGGACAACGCGGGCAUUGCUACUCCAGCAUCAGACGAUAGCUCGACAGCCGACAUAGCAAACCCGCUAAAACCUGCGCACCCUGAUGACGAGGGCAGGAUACCCCUGGAGGGAAGGAGCAUAUUGUUACUGGCACUGCCGGCGUGCUGCGAUAUUGCCGGAACAACCCUUAUGAAUGUUGGGCUGCUGUUUGUCGCGGCCAGUAUCUACCAGAUGACUCGGGGAGCGCUUGUGCUUUUCGUGGGCCUGUUUAGCGUCUGGUUCCUCAAGCGCCAUCUCGGACUGUACAAGUGGUUUGCGCUCUUUGUCGUCGUCUUUGGUGUCGCGGUGGUUGGACUCGCGGGCGCAAUCACUAGAGAUGACAAAGCGACCCCGGGUCAUCAGUCCCUUCACGAUACGACUGUCGGCUCAGUCGGGGCAGAGAAGAAGGCUGCCUCACAGGCUGCUAUGACGAUCAUCGGAGUGCUGCUCAUUGCUGGCGCCCAGAUCUUCACUGCGACACAGUUUGUAGUCGAGGAGAGGAUCAUGGAGAAGUACGCUAUGGAGCCGAUCAAGGUUGUGGGUUGGGAGGGUCUCUUUGGCUUCCUUUUCACGCUCCUUGGCAUGAUCAUUUUGCACUUUGCUAUCGGGACUGGGUACUUCAAUGCGCGGGAGGGAUUGUAUCAAAUGACACAUUCCCGCGCCAUCGCUGUCUCCUCCCUACUGAUCAUGAUCAGCAUCGGUGGCUUCAACUUCUUCGGUCUUUCCGUAACCCGUACCGUCUCUGCAACCUCGCGCUCGACCAUCGACACGUGCCGCACACUUUUCAUCUGGAUCGUGUCGCUCGGCCUUGGUUGGGAGACGUUCAAGUGGCUGCAAGUUGCGGGUUUCGCGCUGCUAGUAUAUGGGACGUUCGUGUUCAAUGAUCUGAUUAGGCCGCCGCUGAAGUCGUGUGUGGAGAGGAAUCACGAGCCGCUGCUGCCUGAGGACCCGAUUGAGCAUCACUAG
Messenger RNA from Cucurbitaria berberidis CBS 394.84, 2811 nucleotides. Its product is annotated as MFS general substrate transporter. Gene Ontology annotation, molecular function: pyrimidine nucleotide-sugar transmembrane transporter activity. Gene Ontology annotation, cellular component: Golgi membrane. The coding region runs from base 1 to 2811 and encodes 936 amino acids. The record is from RefSeq and is a predicted model, not a curated record. The transcript has 7 exons. Gene Ontology annotation, biological process: pyrimidine nucleotide-sugar transmembrane transport. NCBI's taxonomy places the organism in Eukaryota, Fungi, Ascomycota, Dothideomycetes, Pleosporales, Cucurbitariaceae.